AUGAUGUUGAGCAUGAGAAGUGGGAGGAAAGCAAUAAACAGCAGGUUUUUGACUGGGAAGUGUGAUGCUGCUGGUGAUAGCGUGACACUGAAGCAUAUAGUCACGUCCAAUGUUGCCGCUUGCGAAAGUGAUCACAAAAAGAAUGCAUUGACCGAAGCAUAUGCUAGUCUUGUCACAGUUAUGCAACAAAAAGCUGACUUCUCAAAUUUUGCUACAACAUGUUCUCGAUCGAAGGUCGUCAUAAUACCAAUUGCAGAAAGAAAAUCAACUGAGAUAGAGGCAACAAUACCCGCAAUGGAAGAGACGGACAUGGUAGUAGUGGGGGUGCAGCAUCCUUCCUUAAUCCAUGGACUGGAUGGGCCCAACCUCCAUGCCCUUAUCCUGCAGCCUCAUGACAACCUAGACCUCCAUGCCAAAUCGGUGUUCUUGGACUACGACCACCACAACAAUCACCCCCAGCCACUGAGACCCAUCCCGUCUCCCCCAUCGCGAACCACUGCGGGCCAUUUCCCAUCUCUAACCACUCUCUCACCGUCUCACCUAAACCUCACCUCCGCAAAACCCCCACUCGAACUCCUUGCCUUGAAGUCGCGCAUCCCUCACUCCUCCGUCGCGGGCCAUAACCCCACUGCUAGCCACUCAGUGUCAUCUCAUGUAGGUCGUCUCAUCUCCCUCGGCCUCCACUAUUAG
Messenger RNA from Sphenostylis stenocarpa, 690 nucleotides. The record is from the annotation of a GenBank genome assembly. NCBI's taxonomy places the organism in Eukaryota, Viridiplantae, Streptophyta, Magnoliopsida, Fabales, Fabaceae.